ACCGACUCCGACUGUGCGUGUGUGUGUAUCCUCCCGUUUGGAGACGCGCUCCGCCUGGAUUACCUCCCGGUGCCUUCACACAGCCGCCGUCCGCCCGGUUUCCUCCUUAUCAUGCACGUUUGUACCUGGUAACAGAAAGAGAAAGUCGACUUUGUUGCCAUUUGUUAUCGUUGUUGGCGGAUGAGGAUUGUUUUGCUCCAAGACGCGACUUCGAUGCUAGGUCCAGCCAAGAUGAGCAAAAACGGAAUGGUGACCAAGAUCCACACGCGGAUAAGAUGUGACCCGUUCACGGCCAGUUACGACCUGGUGGGCAAAGAGCUUGGCAGGGGAAAGUUUGCGGUGGUGAAGAAGUGCAUCGAGAAGGCAACGGGGAAGCAGUACGCUGCCAAGUUCCUGCGAAAGCGACGGAAGGGUGAGGACUGCCGCAUGGACGUCUUGAACGAGAUCUCCGUGCUGGAGUCGGCCAAGGCCAACCCGUAUGUGGUGGCGCUGCACGAGGUCUACGAAACCAGCACUGAAAUCAUCCUCGUCCUCGAGUGCGCCGCCGGCGGUGAAAUCUUCAACCAGUGCGUGGCCGAUAACGACGAGGCCUUCACAGAGAAAGAUGUGAUCCGGCUGGCCAAGCAGAUCCUGAACGGGGUGGCCUUCCUCCAUCGAAACAACGUGGUGCAUCUGGAUCUGAAACCCCAGAAUGUCCUGCUGACCAGUGCCAUUCCUCUCGGGGACAUUCGUAUUGUGGACUUUGGCUUGUCCAGACGCAUGGACAACAUCACAGAAGUCAGGGAGAUCCUGGGAACGCCGGAGUAUGUGGCACCAGAGAUCCUGAACUAUGAACCCAUUAGCACCGCGACAGACAUGUGGAGUAUCGGGGUCCUGACCUACGUCAUGCUGACGGGCGAGUCUCCUUUCCUCGGUGACGAGAAGCAGGAGACAUUCCUCAACAUCUCCCAAGUCAACGUAGACUACUCGCAAGACACGUUUGAAGGAAUCUCCUCCCUGGCUGUCGACUUCAUCAAGUCCCUGUUGGUUAAAAACCCCAGGAAGAGAGCCACGGCAGAAGAAUGCCUCAAACACCCCUGGCUGAACCCACUCCCCCAUCCCCACUCCCACCCGCACCUCCACACCAGGACGGCCUCGUCUCUGGACGAGCCGGAGACCAGCCAGUCCGAGUCGGAGCCCGAGAGCCCGGCCCCCUCCCCGGAGCUGGACCUGAUCGGCUCGUACCUGGGGCGCCCGGGCCCGGGGGGGCUGAAGGCGGGCCGCAGCACCUUCUCCUUCGGCGAGACCCCGUUCCUCACGCUGCCUGAAAUACAGCAGGAGCUGAUCUACUGAGUGACGCUCCACGGGAUGGAGGGAGAGAGAAAGAGAGAGAGAGACUGAACAUAUUCGAUCUCGACGGACGCUGAGAGCGAGUCAGCCUGCAGCUGCUCGGACUGGAUGUGACACAGCGCCGCGCUGUGUGGAUGCUGUACGCCUGCUGCUGCCGGCUGCUUCCACUGCUGUGACGUCUGUGAGCUGGGCUGUUUGAUACCUCUGUGUGUGUGUGUCUGUGUGUGAAUAAUACCUGCUACUGCGUGCUGAGAUAUCAUUGCACCGCAGGGAUGUGAGAGGAAUGAAGACGUGGGAGAAAGACGCAUUAAGGAUUGUGUUGCAGGACUGCACUGCUGCCUUAAAAGUGACCGAACUGUUCCCAGCUUCCCACUGAGGCUGGUUCACCCCCUGCACGCACACUGGUUUUCUCCUUUUCCUUUUGAAGGAGGAGAGGCAGCCUCCUGCCUCGUUGGGAAAUGACUUCACUCACUGUGCACUCUCAUCAAAACAUGUUAUGCUUCAGCUGACCCAGACAUACCUUCUGCGAUGAGUUCUCUUGAAGGAAGUGAAGGGGUUUUGACAGAUGGUUCGUCUUAACAAAGGAAUUAAAAGCAACGCUGAAGCCAGCACACACGGUAACUUUUUCCACUGUUUGAUAUGUUUAUUUAUAAUGAUUUUCCGAUACCACUUCAGCCCCUUGACUAUACAACAGCCCCGUCAAUGCAACAGUUUUAGGUGGAGACGGAAGCAUUCGUGGUUUUUAAGGACAAUCGAGCACUUUUUCAUUUUGUGGUUUGGUGUGUGUGUGUGUGUUUAUUUGUGUAAUCAUAAGAAACCAAAGGCUCAUCAAGCACAGUCAGCUGUCACAAUGUACUGUACAUAUUAAUUUGUAUCCACCAUCCACUGUUUCUGUCACAAAACCUUCUUUUCUCACAAAGUGCCACGGUGUCAACCUCAAGUCUGAGUUAAUAUAAUAGUUUUACUUACAUUUUGUUUUAUUUUGUUUGCUAUUGCACAUGUUGCACAAGUUUUUUUUUGUUUGUACCUAACUGCGAUGUUGCCAGGUGAUUUCAUGCUCCUUAAUAAUUAUUGUAAAAACAUCGGUCAGGAAUGGCAGGAAAGCAACAGUUCAGUUUUAUGUUUAGGAUUGUAAUAAAUAAGCAAUGACAUGGUCAACUGAAGAGCACAGAUUUGAAUAAUUAUGUGAUAUGUGACGCUCGGGAGCAGAGAAAAAGUUGUUGAAUUUCUCAAAAGUACUGAAAUGUAUAUUGUGAGUUAGUAUUAAAAUUCAUUUGUAAGGAUAAUUGCUGUUUUUUUGUUUUUUACCAGUGUAUGAAUGUUAACAUCAUUAUAUCAAGUCUUAUUCUGUACCUUAACUUUUACUUAUUAUUGUCUGCUCAUGAAUUUCAGGCAGGUUUGCACUUGUCCUUGUGGACGAUAUGUUAAAAUGAAUAAAUGUUGAUGACAUGCAUUGCAAAAUGUAACGAAGAAAAUCAAAUACAUAUGCAUUUUGUAUCAAA
Molecule: messenger RNA, 2831 nt
Organism: Platichthys flesus (European flounder)
Lineage: Eukaryota; Metazoa; Chordata; Actinopteri; Pleuronectiformes; Pleuronectidae
Gene: stk17al
Product: serine/threonine kinase 17a like
Exons: 7
Coding region: 181-1332 (383 amino acids)
Biological process (GO): protein phosphorylation; positive regulation of apoptotic process; intracellular signal transduction
Cellular component (GO): nucleus
Molecular function (GO): ATP binding; protein serine/threonine kinase activity
Source: RefSeq, a predicted model, not a curated record